This is a messenger RNA of Pyricularia oryzae 70-15, 2986 nucleotides long. Its product is annotated as palmitoyltransferase ERF2. Gene Ontology annotation, cellular component: endoplasmic reticulum; Golgi apparatus. The coding region runs from base 672 to 2600 and encodes 642 amino acids. Lineage: Eukaryota; Fungi; Ascomycota; Sordariomycetes; Magnaporthales; Pyriculariaceae. The transcript has 2 exons. Gene Ontology annotation, molecular function: protein-cysteine S-palmitoyltransferase activity. The record is from RefSeq and is a predicted model, not a curated record. Gene Ontology annotation, biological process: peptidyl-L-cysteine S-palmitoylation; protein targeting to membrane.
GUCUGUUGUUGACCGUUCGCUAGUCGGGUUGACUUAGCAAGGCUUUUCCUUCGUCUUCCAUAAACAAGAUCCAUACUUCGAUUCUUCAACACGUUCUUUUUUUUUUCUCUUUUUUUUUUGCGAAUAACGCGUCGCUCUUUUGUUUUUUAAAUUGCACAUAUCGCAGAUUUCAAAAAUCUCCAACUCGCCCGACGCCCAGUUGCGAUCCCGUAUACCCUCCGAAUUGCGGUUCUUGCCAAGCUAGACUAGAACGGCGCACUUUAGUCUUGGGGAAACAACUUUGGACCCUGACGUCCAUCGCCACGACAACGCCUCUCUGUACGCGCCGGUCUGCGUACAAUUUUUACGAGUUCCAACUAUUGCAACAGCCAGGUACAAUAAUUUCCGAUUCAAAAUUUCGCAACCUCUUCCGACCCGACGAUAUUACGAGAAGGAAAUAGUUACCGCAUACAAGAGAUGCCCGCGAAGUCGCUAUUCGCCAACUCACAGCAGUGAUCCCAACCUCAAUAUAUCGUAUUUUCGUGUUCGAGUACUUGUGCGCGUGCCAGAGUUGUAUAUAGCGACGGAAAGUUGCUGUGCGACUGGGAUCACAGUCCUCGACGCCGAAGGCGGCUUAGAAGGAGCGUAUAAGCCGGUAAUCAAGGGGCUCGCUGGCCUUUCUCUGCUCCACAAUGGCUGGACCACCUAGUAUCAUUUCCUCCCGGAUGACGGAUAUCAACUCCGACGACGAAGGCAACAAGGAGGCACAGGGCUCAACCAACGGAAAUCGUCGUAGCCAGUUGGAGAACCUCUCACGGCCGGGGACCGCAAGAACCGGGCUCUCUUCAAGGACUCAGAAUCAACCCCUCCGCCAUACCCUGGGCAAGCGUACCAGCGCUGCCGCAAGCAGUGUUGCGAGCGGGCGUCCUGGAAGCUCUCUUAGUCGGAGUCACGUCCCGUCGCUUACAUCACAUGCAUUCUUCCAUCCCAUGAGCUCCCAAAAGCUUCAGGCUCAAAGAAGCGGGACUCGACCUACGAUGUUGCUCCGACAGCAUAGCCGUGGCGACAUCGAGCUGUCCCGCGAUGGGCGUAGUGUCACUCGCCAGAGUGUCACGUCGGAUUUCACCAACCCGCAGAUGAUGUCACGCCUGGCUCAGUCGCAAUCGGCAUAUGACAGCGAACAACUGCGGCCACCAGGAUCACGCGGAACCGAGGCGACAGAUCUUGAUGGAGGAGCGGACAGGGUCACCGCAAAUACCAGCCCGACUUAUGGUCACUAUCCGACUGGUAGCUUGUCGGAGAGCGUGCGACCACUUCAGAAGAAGCCCGGGGAGGGCAGGAAUAACAGUCUCACUGUUCGUGUGGAUAGGAACUACAAGUCAAGGGACAAUCUUCCCACUCCGGUUAGGACCCCCCGCUCCUUCCGCUCCAGCUUCAUGCUUCCGACACGGAAUGGCUCACCGCAGACCGGUGUGAACCGGGAUAUUCAGGGCGGCGAGAAGCUCGAGUCCGUGGCUUCCACUCCUCAGCUCAGCCCAGCCGAUGCUGUCGCCCCAACAGCAAACGCGUCGAAUGGGGAAAAGAUGGCCGUCGCCGUUGGUCGCAACUUCGAAUUCUUCGAAGGCAACACUGUCUUCUUUCUGGGCGGGCGCUUCCAAAACACCCGGUCGACACCCAUCAACAUCGCUACCGGAUCUCUCGUGGUAAUCCCAUCGAUUCUGUGGUUUGCUUUCAGUGCACCGUGGCUCUGGGAAAACGUCUCGCCUGCAGUUCCCAUAACCUUUGGAUAUCUGUUUUAUAUCUGCAUUUCCUCUUUUGUCCACGCAUCAGUGUCGGAUCCAGGGAUCCUGCCGAGGAAUCUACAUCAGUUUCCUCCGCCGGACGAAAACGAAGAUCCGCUGCGACUGGGUCCACCGACUACAGACUGGACACUGAUAAGAUCUGCCGAGAGCUCGACGUCAGCAAUGGAAGUCCCGACCAAGUACUGCAGAACAUGCAACAUCUGGCGGCCACCGCGCACACAUCACUGCCGCCUUUGCGAUAACUGCAUCGAGACUGCUGACCACCACUGCGUAUGGCUCAACAACUGUGUGGGACGCCGCAAUUACCGGUACUUCUUCGCAUUCGUCACAUCCACCACCCUACUCUCCAUCUACCUCCUCGGAUCCUGUCUAGGGCAGAUAACGACAUACGCUAGCCUGGAGAACAUAUCUGUCGGGCAAGCCAUCGACCACUUCCGCGUACCGUUUGCUCUGGUCAUCUACGGAUUCCUGGGUUUCUUGUACCCUGCCGCCCUGAUGCUCUACCAUGUAUUUUUGAUGGCGAGAGGCGAGACGACAAGGGAGUUCCUCAACUCUCACAAGUUCUUGAAAAAGGACCGGUACAGAGCUUUCACCCAGGGCAACUGGGUCAAGAACUGGAUCGUGGUGCUCUGCAGACCUCGGCCGCCCACAUAUUACCGCUUCAAGGAGAUCGCGGUGCAAGGUGAUCAAAGACUUGCGGCGAGGAAGAGAUCGGAGCUCCGACGGGCCGAGACCAAGGAGGGCAUGGAGAUGCAAGAUGUCGGGCCUGCAAGCGUAGGGUUUCAAGGGCCGACUUCCCGAGCCGCGGCUGCAGCAUGACGACUCGUGACGUACAAAGCCUUUUCACGUCAUUCAUUUUAAAUCCGGUCCCUAUUCAACCGUCUGUUUUAUUUUAUGUGUUUUUAUCCUUUUUCCCGUUGUUUCUUUUUUUUAAAAAAAUUAUAUGAUAUGCGUUGCCAAGCGAUCUAUCUCGUUUUCUUCCGUUCUUACACAUGUUUUAUUUGAUCAGCUGGAAGAUAAUGCACGGAGACCUUCCAAGUUCUGGGACAGGAGCUGUAUAUACCUUGGCUGUGCUUGCAAUUUGGAAUGUGGCGGGGUGGGAGUGGUGGAAAAUCCAGAGCGCGGCUUGCGAAAAAUUUCCUUGUGACUCCUGACUUACUUUUUUUCUCGACGAUAAUACAAUAGUGUAAUCUUGCUUUUGACUC